Chara braunii is the source of this 1614-nucleotide messenger RNA. The record is from the annotation of a GenBank genome assembly. NCBI's taxonomy places the organism in Eukaryota, Viridiplantae, Streptophyta, Charophyceae, Charales, Characeae.
GCGGCGUGCGGCGGCGGCCAUGGCAGCGAAGCUCUUGUGAGCAACAUGUUCACCGACACUGGAGUGUCUUUGCGCGACAAUAAGCACGGCGACAAGCAGCAGAGAUAGAACUUCAGGUAAGUUGACGCAGUCCACUACUCGAUGGCGUCAAAAGAUAUCCUCCGACAAGCUGCUGCUGCCUGGCUAUCCACCAUGGAAGACAGCAGACAACGACUCCAGGAUAUGGUGUCUCUUCUCUCUGCCUCCACUCCACCUCCACCAGAGGUUGUUGGGGGAGCGAUCUCGGUGGCGAGAUGGGUGGAGACAGUGCUACAGCAGAUGCUGGAGGUUAUCUGGGUGCUGGAGGAGGGGCCGGCACCUGAGCUGGACGAGCUUGUUGACUGGCGGCAGGUGGGUGCUCUGCUCAACGAUUGUUACGCGCUCCUUGAUGAAGGGAGCGAGCAAGGUGCUGACAUGGCCAAGCGCUCAGGCGGGGAGCUCUCAAUAACCAUGUUGGCGGCAGUUGCACCAACAGUAUCAACUCCAAUGACGACAUCAACACCUACAGCAAUAUCAGCUCCAGCAGUAUCGACUCAAACAAUGACUUCGACACUGACAACAAAAUCAACAACCACAUCGACGCCAUCUUUUUCACCAACGACCAUUGCCCCAGCGCCUCGCACGAUGAUUACAUACGACAUAGGGCGUUCAUCUAAAUCAACAACCGUAUUGCCAUCAUUACCUUCAUCAACAGCGACCGCUGUCUCGGCGCUGGUCACCACGGUUUCACAUGGUUCGGGCCGUAGUGCUUCGAUAAGGGUUUCCGUUUCUCAACCUCCGGAGGCAUCGCCGACGACAAUAACUUCGCCACAAUCGAUUGGCAGGGUCACUGGCGCUAUACCGACUACAAUAUCUAUGGCGGCUUUGCAAGAUUUGGGGUGUUCUUCUCCAAUCAGGGAGACUGCUUCUUACCUUCCAUCGGGCAAGCUGGCCUCCGUAUCUUCACAGCGAUCUGUCCUUCUCGCCUUUGCCAUUCAGCCUUUCGCACGUGGCGAGGUGGGGUAGUGUGAUGGGAAGCAGAAGGCUCUCCCUCACCCCUCCCUCCUUUCUUGGUUCUCAAUUGUAUUGGUCUGGCUGACAGAAGGAAGAGGGGUGGAGGGGUGCUUGGAGAGGAAGCUUAUUCACCUGCGGCUGAUUGGUGUUUAGCUGUUUUUAGUCUGAUGGAUCGUUUCCACCUUGGACACAUAUGCCCUCCCUUUCGACGUGUCCUGUGUUCAGAUUCUGUAGCGAUGGGGUGCCAUGAGUACUGUUAUACCUGGGUCAUCAUCAUUUAAGGUUUGACAUGGUUUGAUGAUCUGUAGGUAUAGAUUAGAAUUUUCUUCCAAUUACUGUGCUCCCCUUUGGUUUGCGUCUGUGUUAACUAGUUGCUCCGGGGAAGCUCGACCUAAUUACUCAUGAAUCACUAAACUCUUUUGCCCUGUUAUCAUUCUCCUUGCCCUAAUGGUAUCUCCCCCCCUUCUCACCGUGCAGAAGAUUAAAGUAGGGAUAAUUGAGGACUGUAGGGCAGAGCUUGAUUCUGCACACAACGGGGUUAAUCCUUCCUCACUGAGGAAGCAAUCAAUGCCCCGGGCUCAC